This is a messenger RNA of Bactrocera tryoni, 668 nucleotides long. RefSeq names its product NADH dehydrogenase [ubiquinone] iron-sulfur protein 6, mitochondrial-like. The transcript has 3 exons. Lineage: Eukaryota; Metazoa; Arthropoda; Insecta; Diptera; Tephritidae. The record is from RefSeq and is a predicted model, not a curated record. Gene Ontology annotation, biological process: mitochondrial electron transport, NADH to ubiquinone. The coding region runs from base 145 to 522 and encodes 125 amino acids.
ACUCCGUAUUAAGUCAAUGGUAGGCGCGCAGUAAUGUUAAUAUUUUUGUAGACAUAAUGCACUUUUCAACAAGUUUACCUUAUAAAAGACGUCGGGUUGUUAAAUGCCAAAGUUCAAGUUAUUUUUUUUUCUUGGAAUUAAACAAUGUUUUCAAUAAAUUUUUUUAAAAAUGCUCUAAAAUGUAAGAGAUUUGUAAAUUUCCGUUUGAUUCGUAUGCGCAGUGAUCUAAAGGAAAUAACACACACAGGACAAAUAUGGGCAGAGGAUGACUACCGCAAUGUACGCUUUAUGAACGCUAAACGUUGGGUCAACAAAAACUGGGGCGUUAAAUUGGCUCAUCAAAUUGAAACUAAAAUAACUCCUAAACGUGUAGUAUAUUGUGAUGGCGAUGGUCCACUCGGUCAUCCAAGGGUCUACAUAUGUUUGGAUAAACCUACUAAGCAUUGGUGUCAUUAUUGUUUGAAAUCUUUUGUAAAAACUGAACAUGCGGCCGCGGUACUUGGGAAGACGCCUAAGAAGUAAAUAAAAAAUUUAUCUUGUAACGAAAUUAACCCUUUUUACAACCUAUCUAUUUGUCUGAUUAAUUUAUAAGUACUACUAAUACAAGAACUUUAUAUAUUCAUAUACAUACAUAGUUUUAUAUUUAGAGGAAAUAUACCCAGCAAAUA